Molecule: messenger RNA, 3314 nt
Organism: Anarrhichthys ocellatus (wolf-eel)
Lineage: Eukaryota; Metazoa; Chordata; Actinopteri; Perciformes; Anarhichadidae
Gene: khdrbs1a
Product: KH domain containing, RNA binding, signal transduction associated 1a
Exons: 10
Coding region: 276-1391 (371 amino acids)
Biological process (GO): regulation of alternative mRNA splicing, via spliceosome
Cellular component (GO): nucleus
Molecular function (GO): mRNA binding; poly(A) binding
Source: RefSeq, a predicted model, not a curated record
CCUCUCGCGCAUCUUCCUCCUCCCACUGCACUGAAAUGCAGCUGCGCCAUUGCUCCUUUGUCCAUUGAAGAGAGCCGCGCGACGUGCAAAGGAAAGAUACCGUGGUCGUUCUGCAACUCGACCACAUAUUGUGCAACGUGUUUCUACCGGGUCUCCGGUGUCGAACGAACGUAGCAGGGCAUCGCUCUUUAAUCUGGCCGGAGUAGUGUGUUGCUACGAGCCAAGCGUUCAAUUUUGGGUCCGCCGUGCAGUCAAGCCCACAAAGGAAAAUCAAAAUGGAAGACUCUAAAUACCUUCCGGAGCUCCAGGCCGAAAAAGACAGCUUGGACCAGUCGUUCACGCACGCAAUGAAGCUUAUUUCUGCAGAGAUUGAGAGGAUUGGGAAAGGUGAGACCAAGAAAGAGCCAGAGAAGGAAACAUACCUGGACCUGUUCGCCACCAAGAAUCUCAAACUGAAAGAGCGGGUACUCAUUCCUACCAAGCAGUAUCCCAGGGUGAACUUUGUUGGUAAGCUUCUGGGACCACAGGGCAGCACAAUCAAGAGACUCCAGGAAGAGACUGGUGCAAAGAUUUCAGUUCUGGGGAAAGGUUCCAUGAGAGACAAGAAUAAGGAGGAAGAGUUGAGGAAGGGCGGUGAGGCCAAAUACGCUCACCUGUCCAUGGAGCUGCAUGUGUUCAUUGAGGUGAUGGCACCCAUACCAGAAGCCUACAUGCGCAUGGCUCAUGCUAUGGAGGAGGUCAAGAAGUUCCUUAUCCCGGAGCCCGGAGAGCACGAGUACAUGGAUCCUAACUUCCUGAAUGGAUCCCAGGAUUGUCCCAGGGGGCGAGGUGGUCACCUCGGCAGGGGCAGGGGUGGACCACCUGGUGCUGGAGGACCACGGGGGCGAGGGAUGCCACGCGGGGCUCCCCGAGGAGCAAUGCGGGGUGGUGGCCCCCGGGGGGGAGGAUUAGGGCGUGGCAACGGUCAUAGGGGUGCACCAUCAGGUAGGGGUGGACCGCCGUCUGCUCCUAAUAGAGGAGGCUCGGCUCCCCGCUCUAGACCACCUGCAGCAGGGGCUCCAAGGAUGCUCCCCUCUGCAGCCAUGUCCCACCAGGGUCCUCCCUCAGCAUCACAGUCCAAAUCUGAUGGCUACGAGGACUAUCCUUCCUAUGAAGAGCAGUAUGCAGAGCCUGCCUAUGAGGGAUAUGACAAUUAUUACAACCAGCAACCUGCACCUGCGGAUACUGAAUAUUAUGACUAUGGACACGGAGAGGCCCAGGAAACCCCAUAUGAGCCCUAUGCUCAAGAUGAGUGGGACAACUCAUGGUCCAGCUCCGGGGCUGGAGGCAAGACCGCCGCUCCCAGGCAGUCGAAGGGAACGUAUAGAGAGCAUCCCUACGGAAGAUACUGAACGGCUACUGGUAGAGAGUUGCUAUGGCAACUGUCUCCGAUUGUAACUCACUGAACUUUUCAAAAGUAAUUUCCCUCUCGUUUGUUCCCCUUUUUUUAUGGUUUAUUUUAUUUUUUUUAAACUCGGUAGACGUUUUGUUGGAUGUAUCAUAGAGUGCCAGAGGAGAAACAUGAAGACGGGUUUUUUCGUUGUUUACCUGUUUCCAUUUAAUGUUUGUUUCAGUUGCGUAGUUGACAGGUCCUAGUGACAUAACCCUAACAAAGAAACAAGAGUAACAUUUUAAUGAUUUAUCGUUUAAGUUAAUUGCAUCUGAACAAAGUGUGACUGUGGCGAUAAAUUCUUCUCACGUAGACUGCAUUCUAAAAGUCCUUCAUGACUGGACAAAAAUGAUUCACAAUGCCUCAAUGUAACUUAACUAUAACGGAGUUAGUCACAAACUCAAUACAGCCCUGAGCCGUUUGCAAAAAGUCUUCUCUUAUAUUUGUUCAUACAAUACAAAUCUAGUCUGUGUGAAGUGAUAGGGUAUCCUAAAAUACUAUUGAAAUCCAUUUGGCCAAGAAAAAUGCUUCUAUUUUUGCCCCACUUUACAAUUGAUUUAUUGUGAUCUGUCCGGACUAUUACUUGCGAAAUCAACGCUGAUCGACUUAUUCUUGUAAAGCUUGAAGGAUUAACAAUCCUUACUGUGUGAGAGGAAGGCAGCAGCCAACUCAAUAUUUUGUACAUAACCUUAGGACAACUGUGUAUGCUUUAAGCCGUACCGUCUCCAAAAUGCAUAAUGCCUGUGUACCUUUGGCUAAAUAGGAUACUAAAUAUAUCCCCAAAUGUUUUUCUGCAGUGCGUGUUUCAAUAAAGUUUCUAGUUUCUUUUUAAUCAAACUAAACAUGGUAUUUUGCCUUUGUUGUACCAAAGGAAUGCCUUCCGUUUGUGAAAGUGGUCGUCAGUGGUUUCUCAACAACGCUGAAUAAGCUGUAUGUAUACACGUUAGCCUGACAAAAAAAACAAAAGCAGUGUUAUGACUUUGAGUUUAUCCUCUUCGUCUGUUUUCAAAACUUAUCUAAAUGACACUUGUAAUGUCGCCUUCGAAAAAAAUAAUAAAUAAAGCUCAUCAUUCCUUGAGGUAAUGUGCUGCCAAAUACAUGUUUGAAUUGAGAAUGAUGUAGUGCUUGAACGUGGAUUGUCAUUAACCUUCCGUUAGUGUUAUUCAAGCUCUCAAGAGAGCAAUGUAUCUUCAGCCACUUGAAGUAACUGAAUUUCAACAGUAUUUCAAAUCAAGCUUGCAGGGAUCUUACUUGACUUUGAUGCAAAGUCAUGCUGGCUGGUUUUUAUAAAAGAAAAAAAUCGCAGAGGAGAGGAUUCUAAAAGCCUAAAGAUCGCCACAAGAAGGUAAAACUAACCCCAACACUCAUUUGUUAGAGUUUUUGUUUUGUUUUGUUUUCUGUGCAAAACAUCAAGUAAUGAAAGUCAUCCAAAACAUAUCCAAAACAUUGAAGUACAAAAUUAUGCUAUCUGUAGUUAUUUCCGAGCAAAAUAAGCCGUACAAAACAAUCAGAAAUGGUUGUGAUGCAACUCUUGCUCAAAUAAAACCAAUAAUGGUCCAUUCAUUUCACUCAAUACUUACCAAUUUCCAUCUUGAUAAUUUCUGUAGAAUGUAGAUUAAUGAAAAUUAGUAGUUGCACUCAAAGCGUUAAAACUUCCCAUUGGUGGACAAAACCUUUCAGCUUGAGUUGCAUGAUACUUUUUUAGUAUAAAGUUAGUUUUGCAUGUGUGUGUUAUUUACUGUGCAUGAAGUCCCUGGUGUGUCCGAGAUCUCAUUUCUGUUUCUCUUCUUAGGUUGUCAGAAAACUGUGUAGGUGCAGUUGACACAUUGAACUCCAGUUUACCGGGCUUUUAUGGUCCGUUGAAAGUCCCUGGAAAGAGCAGAGG